This is a messenger RNA of Radiomyces spectabilis, 1658 nucleotides long. RefSeq lists its product as uncharacterized. The record is from RefSeq and is a predicted model, not a curated record. NCBI's taxonomy places the organism in Eukaryota, Fungi, Mucoromycota, Mucoromycetes, Mucorales, Radiomycetaceae. The transcript has 9 exons. Gene Ontology annotation, cellular component: nucleus. Gene Ontology annotation, biological process: cellular response to starvation; regulation of DNA-templated transcription. Gene Ontology annotation, molecular function: RNA polymerase II transcription regulatory region sequence-specific DNA binding; zinc ion binding; DNA-binding transcription factor activity, RNA polymerase II-specific. The coding region runs from base 35 to 1474 and encodes 479 amino acids.
AUCCAUUAAGGCUACUAUCUCUUCUGUCGGUUCCAUGUUACCCGCUAAUUCGGAUUCUUCCACCUCCAACCCAUCCACACCCAAUGCGGCUUCCUCACAAGCCUCCAAACCGCCGCAAAAGAAAAAGAAGGCAGCCAGAGCUUGUAUUCAUUGUCAGAAGGCUCAUUUAACAUGCGAUGAUUCUCGUCCUUGUCAGCGAUGCAUCAAACGAGAUCUCGCAUCCACUUGUACCGACGGUGCGAGAAAAAAGGCAAAAUAUUUGCAGGACGCAGAAGAUGCACGGCAAGCGGCUUAUACGACCCCGCCCUCCGCUCAGCCUACGUCGCUAAGUCCUUUUGGUAACACAGCAACGAGCGAAACUCCUUUAAUAGAUCCUCAUUCUUUUAUGAAUUCAGCCGAUAAUAAUACCAACUUGAUCGACACCAAUAGACUGAUGGGGUUGGAAAACUACAAUUACGGAUUUGGAUCGUCUGCCACCAACUUGGAAUAUUCCAUGCUGUCUAGUAUGUUGGGAUCUGAACGACCUUUCCAGUUGGAUGCCACUUCCACAGCGGGGCCUUCGCCGGCAAUAGCUGCGUCGACCCCACCUGCACCCACCAUCUGGUCGUCGGCUCAAAAUAGUACGCCACCUGCCAUGACCGGACUCCCGGACCUGAUGAACCAUGGCGAAAAGACGACCGAUCUGACCACUAACUCGACAUUUCCCGGAAUGAAAGACGCCCUGUUGUAUUCAUCACAGUCGGUGCCGCCUAUUGCUUCUUCCACGCUUGGCACGUCCCAUAUGUCGUCCUCAGGCAUUUCGACCAUGUCGCCUUAUGGGGAUGGAGCUGUGGUCGCCAAGGUAGCAAGUCCUGUCUCCUCGACAUCGGGAGCCGCCGUGAAACGCCGUAACCAGAUCGUCACCCCCGAUAUGGCCUAUGCAAGUGCCAAGAAACCCUUUAGUUACGCAGAAGGGUAUCAUUAUCUGAUCAACUAUGUGCGAGAAAAAAUGAGCCAAGAAGAUCUGAUGCGAAUAAGCCGAGCGCUGGCGCUCUUUCGACCCUCUGUGUUGGCUUCAAUGAUGAAUUUGACCGAGGAUGAUUUGAUUUUUACUGAAAAGUGUCUGCAGCGCACGUUACUGGAAUACGAAAAGUUGAUCAGUUACUCUGGUACGCCAACGGUAGUAUGGCGACGAACGGGUGAGAUUGCAUUGGUCGGGAAGGAAUUCUCGCUUCUCACGCAGUGGUCUCGCGACGCUCUGUUACAGAAAAAGACGUACAUCUAUGAGUUGAUGAGCAAUCCUUCCGCCGUAGAGUAUUGGGAAAAGUAUGCGUUACACGCUUUUGAUAAUACCGAUUCGGCGGUGUACAGUUCUUGUAUUCUGCUUUCUCCGACGAAACGGGUGGUGCCAUGCACUUUUUGUUUUACAAUUAAGCGAGAUAUUUUUGAUUUACCCAGUGUUAUUGUGGGCAACUUCCUGCCCAUUCUAAGCUAAAAGUGACCUACACUAUUACUUUUCCCCCCAUUUUAUCAUUUUAUUCUACAUUGUCAUCUUGCAUGCUUAUUUUCCUGUCGUUCUUUUUUUUUUCCUUCCCUAUUAAUUUUUUUUCCCUUUUUUGUUGAUUUCCACUGCUCACAUCAUAUGUUUUUGUGCAUUUGUUACUUUCCAAAAUAAUACU